UCGACCAUUUUUUAGUUGAGAAGAGAAUUAAUUUUUACCUUUCUAUUUUCCAAGUUUGACCCUUUUAUUGCCCUUUAAUUAAUUAAAUUAAGUAAACAAAUUUGUCUUAAUUAUUUUUAUUAUUUAAAUUGUGUUACUCUUGAAAUCAGCAUGGCAGCAAUUUCUGACAACCAACAACAGGAAAAUCAACAACAACAAAUAGCUUCUGGUGAUCAACCCUUGAUGAUAAAACAAGAAAACCUAUCAGCUUCUGGAGACCAACAACAACAAGAAAAUCAAUUAAUAGCUUCAAAUGACCAUUCAAAUGAUAAUCAACAGUCAAUUACUGGUGACCAGCAACAACAGCAACAUGAUAAUAAUGGUGAAAAAGCUCCAAAUGAUGAACCCGAACAAUUCAGGAAAUUAUUCAUUGGAGGUCUUGACUAUAAAACCACUGAAGAUACAUUGAGAGCACAUUUUGCUCAAUGGGGUGAAAUUGUGGACUGUGUUGUAAUGCGAGAUCCACAAACAAAAAGAUCUCGUGGUUUUGGUUUUAUUACUUAUAGUAAAUCAACAAUGGUUGAUUCAGCUCAAUCAGCUCGUCCACACAAAGUGGAUGGCCGAGAAGUUGAACCCAAACGCGCCGUUCCUCGUGAGGAAUCCGGUAAGCCCGAAUCACAGGCAACAGUAAAAAAAGUCUUUUUAGGAGGGCUUAAAGAGGAUGUUGAAGAGGAAGAUCUUAGAGAAUAUUUCAAACAAUUUGGUAACAUUGUCAAUGUCAAUGUAGUAACCGAGAAAGAAACCGGAAAGAAACGAGGGUUUGCCUUUGUUGAAUUUGAUGACUAUGAUCCAGUGGACAAGAUAGUCCUGAAGAAGCAUCAUGUAAUUAAGGGACGAAAAACUGAAGUUAAGAAAGCUUUAGCUAAACAAGAAAUGAACAAUUUAAAACGUAAGGCCGAAGCUAGACAUAUUCCCGCCGGUAGAGGAGGCCCGGAUAAUCGUAAUGCUCCCGUUUGGGAAUCAGGUCCUUACAAUAGUGGAUUCGGCGGUGGUUACGGUAAUCAAGGGGGUUAUGGUGGAUCUUACGGCGGUGGCUAUGGCCAAGGGUAUGGUCAAGGCUAUGGUAGUCAAGGAUGGAAUCAGGGUAGCGGUGGAUAUGGUGCCGGUGGUGGUGGCGGCGGCGGCGGCGGUGGCGGUGGAUGGUCUAGUGACUAUCCCGGUGGCUACGGUGGCGGUAGCGGCGGUUAUGGCAGUAGCGGUGGCUACGGUAGUGGCGGCAGUGGUGGACCAGUUCGUGGCGGAGGCUAUGCUCAUCGAGCCAGUGGACCGUACGGAGCUAUUAAAGGAGAACGUUAAUUGUAUAUCUUUGAUUGGUGGCUGACCCUUUUUCCUUUAUUGAUCAACUGAUUACAAUUACUUGGGAAAUAUGAAUCACCAAAAGGCUGUAAUAAGUCAAUCAAUAAUUUAAAUCAAAUUAUGUCAGCAAAUUGAAGAUCAAGCACCAAUCAAAAUGACCAAGUAGUUGGACUGGACAACAAUUACUUGAUUAACUGCUCCAAUUAAACAAGUUAAUGAUUGGUUUUCUAAAACUAAUUAUUAACCAAUGAUGCACUUUAAUCACUUAUUUAUCUACUUGAUUAACCCUAAUCAAAGGUUAAUCUGUAACAAUUAAAAUCAUAACUCGUCGACUUGGUAAUCAGAUUUGGAAAAGGAUAUUUGCAAAUUGCAAACAAACAAACUGAAUCUCUUGAAAGAAUCAAUUUAAAUCAAUCAACUUUAAAUGUUAAAUUGUCACUAAUCAGUGAUAGACAAUUGAAAUCAGUUAAUUACGAGGAUUCCAAACUCCUAUUUUGGUCAAAGGAAUCAAUCAAUUUGCUUUUAACAUGAAAAAGUCCCAUUGGAUUGGCUAUUUUUUGGAUUCCAAACGAAAAGAUCAAUAUUAUUUUUCCGAUCAAUUUUUGAGAGAUAAACUUAAUCCGUUAAUCUAUUA
Molecule: messenger RNA, 1969 nt
Organism: Panonychus citri (citrus red mite)
Lineage: Eukaryota; Metazoa; Arthropoda; Arachnida; Trombidiformes; Tetranychidae
Product: heterogeneous nuclear ribonucleoprotein A1, A2/B1 homolog
Exons: 6
Coding region: 151-1335 (394 amino acids)
Molecular function (GO): RNA binding
Source: RefSeq, a predicted model, not a curated record